This is a messenger RNA of Ruditapes philippinarum (Manila clam), 6608 nucleotides long. RefSeq names its product membrane-bound transcription factor site-1 protease-like. Gene Ontology annotation, molecular function: serine-type endopeptidase activity. Bases 260 to 3439 code for a protein of 1059 amino acids. The record is from RefSeq and is a predicted model, not a curated record. The transcript is spliced from 26 exons. Gene Ontology annotation, biological process: proteolysis. Gene Ontology annotation, cellular component: Golgi apparatus. Lineage: Eukaryota; Metazoa; Mollusca; Bivalvia; Venerida; Veneridae.
GUUGAUGCUAUGGGCUAUUCACAAAGGGACAAUCCUUAACUCUUUGUUUCUAAAUGAGUUAUUAAAAGGACCACAUUUUGUAGUGAUAAUAAAUUAUUGAACUUGAAGAGCAAAAUUUGUAGCUUGUAAUAAAAUCAGAAAUCAAACAAACUGAAAAUGACAUAAGUUCAUGUGAAUCAUUUUUGAAUAUUGAAGGACAAAAAUAAACUGGUAAAUGAGACAUGUUCAUUAUAAAUGAGACGUUAAUUUAGACAGUGCAAUGUUUACAAUGAUACUAAGGUCAGCACGAGUUCUCCUACUGCUGACCUUAGUUCUGCAGAUUCUGCCAGCCUCGUGUGAUUCCCAGGAUGACAUUCAUUAUGUGCCUGUAUCAUGUAAUUCUUCAAAACCAAGUUCAAGAGUAAAGAUGGAGUUUUCAUCAGAGGUGAUCGAUCAUGAGUAUAUAGUAUCAUUCAAUGGAUAUUAUAAGAAAGAGACAAGGAAGAGGUACCUGCAUGCAGCAUUACAUGAUUCAGAUACAACAAUGUGGUCAGUUGUUGACCGAGAUAAUCCUGCCUUUGAUUAUCCUAGUGACUUUGACCUUGUUAAAUUUAAAGAUCAACAAGCCAGUGGUAUUGAAUCAUUGAAACAUCAUCCUGUUAUAAAAGCUGUCACACCACACAAAAAGGUCAUAAGGUCACUCAAGUUUAUUAAAGAAGAUGGUGAAGAUAGCGAAGACAAAGAUUCAGAUUCUCUAACUGAUAUGAACCAAAACAGGAACAGGAAAAGUUUGUCAUUGGCAACGGCAUACUGGCAUUCUCCAAACAGACGCGGUCGAAAUAUACUCAGAGCUGUACCAAGACAGAUUGCCAGUGCUCUGCAGGCAGAGAUCCUGUGGAACAUGGGAUACACAGGUGAAGGGGUAAAAGUUGCUGUAUUUGAUACAGGGUUAUCAGAGUCUCACCCACAUUUUAAACCUGGAAGAAUUAAAGACAGAACUAAUUGGACACAUGAAAAAACCCUGGAUGAUGGUCUAGGACAUGGCACAUUUGUAGCAGGUGUUAUAGCUAGUCAUAGAGAAUGUUUAGGAUUUGCACCAGAUGCUGAGAUAUAUGUGUUUAGGGUUUUCACUAAUAAUCAGGUAUCUUAUACAUCCUGGUUCUUAGAUGCCUUUAACUAUGCAAUAUUGAAGAAGAUAAAUGUACUCAACUUGAGUAUAGGCGGUCCAGAUUUUAUGGAUCAUCCAUUUGUAGAUAAAGUGUGGGAAUUGACAGCCAAUAAAGUCAUCUUGGUAUCUGCUAUAGGCAAUGAUGGACCGUUAUAUGGGACAUUGAACAACCCGGCAGACCAGAUGGAUGUUAUAGGUGUAGGUGGUAUCAACUUUGAGAACCAGAUAGCUAGAUUCUCAUCUAGAGGGAUGACUACAUGGGAGUUACCAGCUGGGUAUGGUCGUAUGAAACCAGACAUUGUUACAUACGGAUCAGCUGUCAGAGGAUCGGCCCUUAAGGGUGGUUGUAGGUCACUAUCAGGAACCAGUGUGGCUUCCCCAGUAGUUGCAGGAGCUGUGACCCUUCUCUUCAGUUCUGUGUUAGAUCGUAUAGAUGUUAUAAACCCAGCCAGUAUGAAGCAGGCACUUAUCGCCUCGGCUCGUAGACUUCCCGACUCCAACGUUAAUAUGUUUGAGCAAGGUCACGGUAAAUUGGACCUUGUCAAGGCUUAUCAGACGCUGAAGACGUAUAAACCACAAGCCAGUUUGAGUCCAAGUUACGUAGAUUUAUCUGAAUGCCCAUACAUGUGGCCAUAUUGUUCGCAGCCACUAUAUUACAGUGCUAUGCCUCUCAUAUUUAACAUCACCAUACUCAAUGGUAUGGGAGUGAGUGGGAAAAUUAUAGACAAGCCUAUCUGGGAACCGUACAAGCCUCACUACGGUAACUACCUGGAGGUCGCCUUCUCGUACUCUAAGACAUUAUGGCCGUGGUCAGGUUACCUUGCUGUAUCUAUAUCUGUGACAAAAAGCGCCGCCAAGUGGGAUGGUAUAGCUCAAGGGCAGGUUACUCUAACGAUAGAAUCACCACCAGAGGGUGAUGAGACAGAGCCGAGAGUUUCACAUCUGAAACUUCCAAUCCGUGUCAAAAUUAUACCUACACCACAGAGAAGUCAGAGGUUAUUGUGGGAUCAGUAUCACAAUCUACGUUACCCACCAGGAUAUUUCCCACGAGAUAAUCUACGCAUGAAAAAUGAUCCACUUGAUUGGAAUGGUGAUCAUAUACAUACAAAUUUUAAAGACAUGUACCAACAUCUGAGAGCUGCUGGAUAUUUUAUAGAAGUUCUAGGUUCACCUUUCACAUGCUUUGAUGCCAGACACUACAGUACGUUACUGAUCGCUGACACAGAGGAGGAAUAUUUCCCGGAGGAAGUGACCAAGUUGAAGCGAGACAUUGAUAAUGGACUGUCUAUUUUUGUAUUAGCAGACUGGUACAAUGUAUCUGUGAUGAAAAAAGUCAAAUUUUAUGAUGAAAAUACCAGACAAUGGUGGAUGCCUGAUACCGGUGGCUCAAACAUUCCAGCCAUUAAUGAUCUUCUCUCACCACUAGGCAUGGCCUUUAGUGACCAAGUUUAUGAAGGAGACUUUACUCUGGGUGACCAUGACAUGUACUACGCCUCAGGAACUAGCAUUGCCAAAUUUCCUCAACAAGGUAUCAUCAUAUCAAGGACACUUAAAGAUCAAGGUAACGAGGUAGUUAAUGGGGAGGUAAAACUGGUGGAGAAUGUACCGGUGCUAGGUUUACAUCAAACAACACUGAACCCUGACAGUGGUCGGGUUGUUCUAUACGGCGACUCAAACUGUCUCGACAAUAGUCAUAUGCAAAAAGACUGUUUUUGGAUGUUAAGUGCUAUUCUAGAAUAUACAUCACAUAACACCCUGCCACCUGUGUUUGAGAAUCAGGAGCAAGUACCACUACCUCAAUCACCUGUUCUUCCUGAAAGAAUGGAAGGAAACCAUUUGCAUCGAUAUUCCAAGGUCAUUGAAGGUCAUCUAGGUACACCAAGGUCUCGACCUCUGCCUUUGUGCCCAAACCUAGUAUGGGCAAAACCUCAUCCACUUAAUAUAACAGCUCCAUCGAAUCUAUAUCAGCCUCAAAAACUCUUGUCUAUCAAUAAUUUUGACGCAGUAAAUCUAGCUGCGAUGGGAGGUCAAAAAGCAAAUCUUCUACCAGAGUCAGACAAUGAAGCUGUGGACGUACCGCACCCAGUUCACGACGAGUCCCAAGGACAUUCGUAUACACGAGAUGUUGAUUCCUUCACUGUAUUCCCAGCUCUAGCAUUCCUGGCAACAGCUCUCGUUGUUUUGUUUUUGUUAAAUCAGUAUUACAAGGGCAGAUCAAAACCAAAACGAAAACGUCCACGAAUGAAGAAAUUCCAUAAUUUGAUGUAUGGUUACAAAGUGCCAUCUGUUUGAUGAAAGUUUCAGGGUUCAUAUACUUUAUAUAUAUACUCAUAAAAAGUGCAAGAUUUUGAUCCCAAUGUGAUUAUAUAACAAAAGAUAUCUACAGGAAAUUGCCGCAAUUUAUUAAUAGAAUUGAGGAGAAUCGAGAUUUUAGCCUGUCACUAGUCAGGUGUCUUUAUUUCAACUUUUUAAAAAUCCAGGAUAUACCAUAUAAUGUCUUUCAGGAUUAAAUGAUAAUGAAAUGACUAUAAUUGGUCAAUUUGCUGACUUUGCUAAAAUGUGGAAAAUUUGGAUAAUUAUGAAUGAUUUAAUUUUAUCACUGUUAUACAUAGAGGAUAUUGAAUGAGUGUAAGUUCAAUACUGAAUUUAUUGAACAAGUUGAAUAAAAUUAUGCGAGCCACUGGCAAGUAUAAUAUUAUAUUAUUCAACAAGUACAGUAAAUUCAAUAAUGAACCUCACAAAUAAAAUCUUCUACUUAUCACAUUUAAUGGGUAAUUACACUAUGUAUAACGCAAAUAUGAAUGGCUGUGCAAUACCAUAUUUAUGGAGUUGCAAAAGCGGCACAGGUUUGUGAUAAAAAGUUUUAUUUUAAAGUGUGAUUUAUUUAUAUUCAAGGACAUGCUGGUGGUGUAUGGAUUAUUACUGAUCCUUCACCAUAGUUAAAACAUGGCGGAAAUAUUUUACUAUUACAGAUCCUCGUUACUGAUAUUAAUUAUGAUGCAAGAGGUGUUUAUAUCUACUCUGUUUUUGUUUUUCAAAUUUACCUGCUGUUGACCUUGAACUUACAUGCAAAAUAAGGAAACUUAAUACAUGGGAAAGAUAAGAGACAAAAAUAAACAAUAAAAAACUUCCGCUUCAAUGUACCUAAUCAUAAUCUGAUUUUUGUCAUUUUUCCAAAAAAGUUUUACUGAAUUUGGACCAGUCUACUUUUGAAGUUUUUUCAUUGGCCAGUUUUAAAUCUUAAUGUUAUUUCAGCCAAUCAUAAGCAGUACAUCCUGACUGGUAUACAAACAUUAUUUUUAAACAGAUAUAUUAUUGAAUUUUCUUUUUACUUGGUUUAUGAAACUAGGUUUAUGUAUGUAUAUUUAAAUGCAAAAUUUAUUGUGCUAUGUGUAAUUAUUGGCAUUUAAUGUUCAUUAGUUUGUAGAUCAUGUAACUAAAUGUAUAUAUGAAGUUGUUGAAUUUAUUUUACAUUGUUUUGUGUGAUGAGGAAUACAUUUUUUGAAAAUAUGCAAUAAUUUUAGAUAACUCAAUAUGAUGAAAUCCAUUCAGUAUUGUAUAUGUGAAAAAACUACAGGUAGUGAAUGAAAUAUAGUAUAGAAAUACUCCAAAACUCAGCAAAAGUGAGUUUUCUCCAUGUAAGCUGGGGAUUAAAACAAUUUUUUACAGUUACAACAUUGUAUAUAAGCCCAAUGAUCACAUUAUUGGGAAUUGUUGUGCACUGUGAAGCUAUAACAGUAAGUUUGUUUGUACCACAGAUUUGAUGGGGAAAAAAACCCAAAUAUGCUGAGUUCUGGAUGAAGACUAUUUUACAAUGUAGUUUAAUUUUUAUAUAAAAUAUUUUUAUGCAGUUGAAGGAGAUAAAGUAUUAUAACAUCAUUUGUGUGCAUGUCCAGUCAUGCAAUCUUGUACAAGUAUUUGUUAAAAUUUUUAAGAAAGAUUUUUAUUCUACCAUUAUAAAAGGUUAAAUUUGUUAACUUAAUGAACUAAAAAUGUAACUAUUUAAUUUAUAUAUCUUUUUAAAGUAUUUAUUUACAAUAAAAAAAAGAUUAACACAUCUGACAUGCUACAUCUUUUACAUAUAAGAAUUUUCUUAAAAACUUGAAAUAUAAUUAGUGUGUUUUGUAUUGUGAAUAUUUCCUUUAUAUGUACUGAAUGUUUUUUCCACUGAUCUCAUUAGGGGGGAGGUUAAUCUAUGUCAUCCCCCAUCAGCCUAUAUUAAUUAACUAAUGGAAUCUAGGUUCACCUAUUUCCCCCUGUCUGUCUGGAUGUGAAUCAAGAAGUGAAUUUUUGAUCUUACUCUAUGAUGAAAGAUGUUUAUGUACUUGUUAUUGUUUGACAAACUUAAAUAGAGGAUAUUGAAUGAGUGUAAGUUCAAUACUGAAUUUAUUGCACAAGUUGAAUAACAUUAUAUUAUGCGAGCCUCUGGCGAGCAUAAUAUUAUUUUAUUCAACAAGUGCAAUAAAUUCAGUAAUGAACUGACACGAAUUUAAUAUUCUAUUUAUCACAUACCCAAAAUAAAGACCGUUUUAAGUGAAAUGAGAUUCAUUUUUCAUUGAUGCGCAUAUAGUAUAAUGCUAACAUUUAGUGCGUUUUUACACUAUGUUUGUAUAAUGCUAAUGACGUCACAUCAAGAUAUAUGCACAGCUGUGCAAUACCAUUUUUACAGAGUCGCAAAAUCGGCACAGGUGUGUGAAAAAUAUUAUUAAAUAGAGCUCUAUCCUUACAGUAAUAGUCUAAAGAGUUAACCAUUUAGCAAGCCACUACUUAUCAUACUUACAUAUAACGCAAAACAAGUCAGUACAUGUGUAUUUCCAAUUGUUUAUUAUCAUAAACAUUGUUUAUGAUACCUUUUAAUUGAUUUUUAACCAACAUUGUUUGAAUUAUUUUUUUUGUGUGUGUAUUUUUUGCAGUGAGUGUUAUUCAAAUGCCACCUAGUGCCACACUAAACUAUAUUUUUAUCCACAGUUAUAACAUUGGUCAAGACUAGUUCACAAACAGUAACCUAUUUGUGACAAUAUAAUUUUGCUUAAUAAGCACGGUCAUUUUUAGUUCAAGUUAAUUUGCUGAUAAAAAUCAAGAUUUAAUAUUCAGGUUAUUGUAAUAUUUAGUAGAACUUUUGUCUUGUAAGACUCUUUAAUGAAUUUUAAUUCUUAAUUUAAAUUUUACUUAAAUACAUGUAAUGUGAAGCAGAUUUAGAUCGUUAAAACUGUUUAUUUCAAAAGCUGAAAUUAAGAGAUGCAAUUCCCAUAUACAUGAUCCACUACCUUUAUAGCAGAGAUUAUGUGUACAGAAACAAAGCUGAUAAUGAAAAAUUAGAUUAAAGGGAAAGACAUGUAGUGUGGCACUAUAUGCAAUAUGUUGAGUGUAUUUAAUGAAUACAUGUAUAAUGUAUGAGAGUGCCUUUUAUGUUCUUUUUGACGAUUAUUUCAUUGUGGGAAAUAAAUUUUUAUAAAAUGUG